This is a messenger RNA of Pieris napi, 921 nucleotides long. RefSeq lists its product as uncharacterized. The record is from RefSeq and is a predicted model, not a curated record. The transcript has 5 exons. Bases 56 to 577 code for a protein of 173 amino acids. NCBI's taxonomy places the organism in Eukaryota, Metazoa, Arthropoda, Insecta, Lepidoptera, Pieridae.
GUCAGAACGUUGCGAGAUCCUUAUAACGUGUAACGACUAUGUAUAUACAUUACGAAUGCGUGACAGCGACGCAUCACCAUUGCGUCCAGCUGCUGGAAUGGCCCAAGGACGACGGCCAUCAGCCUGGGACCUUGACAUGGACACUGGCAGUAAAACCCAGUCGAUUUCGUUGUCUCCCCGUUCGAGACACAGUUCAUCUGAAACGGACAUACAUCUGUUGCAGCCGCACAUACACACAACAUAUGAUUUAGACCAACUCAUCGCUAAUGCAGGCUUAGAAGACAUUUUGGUAAAGAAUUUUGUGCUAAUGCGAGGACUGAAACAUGACCUCAACAAGAAACUCUUUGAGAUGGAAUCGUCAGUUGACAAACGUAAGUCAGCGAUCAGUGUUUGUGCGCCGUACUUGUCACUCCCGAGGUACACUCUUGAAGCGUUACCAACAUUCAGUCACCUGACCCAGCGUUAUGACCAUGUUAAGCAAUACUUUCCGGGUCCCAGUGUCAACGUGACUCCUUCGGCGAGUCAAUCGACUACACCACGGAAUAAAACUAUUAAUUUAUUUAAUACUUUCAAAUAAUAGGGAUUAAUAUUAAUUGAAGGAACAAAGAUGACAUAAGUUGAGUGUUUAGCCUUACGCACGUUUUCUUUUAAAACCACAUUUCUUGCUUUACAUUUCACAUUCAUUUCAUGGUACCAUUUUUAUAAUUGUCAGAGAAUGUUAUGAUUAUCAGGAAAUGUUUUGAUGAGUCGAUUGACCGUUGAUUUUUACUGUUGCUUUGGUUAAUCAUGAAGAUUUCUACUAUUACUUUUGAUAAUCAUAAUUUGAUUUGAUUUGUUUUAUUAUUAUUUAAUUCAUAGUUUUGAAUGAAUACUUAAUGAAUGAAGGUUCCAAUAUUGUUAAGACCAAUUAGGGCAGAACAA